AUGGAGAAUCUGAUUUGGUUCAAAGGUUUGGUUCUUGGCUCCUUUUUGAUGACUUUUGCUUUGGCCAGCAAUCAGUCAAGUACAGCUUCUUUGGAGAAUCCCAACCGACGCGUCACCUAUAUGCUAGAAAAGAGCCAUCUUCUGCAUCGACAGAAACGGUGGCUUACCUUUGAACUAGGAACUUCAAUGACUCUCACAGCCAACUGCGCUAAAGCCAUUCUGGAUACCAUUCCGAGGGGGAUGCUUUGGCUGGCGGAGAUCACGAGCAUUUACGAGAUGCCGGCGGCGGUCGAAGAUUGGAUACCCCGUCGCGUGGGAAAGCCUAAAGUGAAACCACCUCCCCCACCGCCACCUCCUCCGCCACCACCACCUCCUCCUCCUCCACCGCCACCGCCACCUGCUGUUGCACCCGUUGCAUUAACUCCUCAACCUGUGUUUGUGCCCCUCAGUCCCUCGGAUCCCAUACAGUCCUUCUACUUCGCCUACCCACAAGGCAUUCCCACCCUGAGUCGUCGCAAGUCCUACACGCAUCAGAUGCAGGCCGGAUGUCCUGCCUCGCAUCUGGUCAAGGAUAUGUAUGGCACUUACUACUGCCGUCCUUCGGCCAUGUCGCGUCGCCUUAGGCGCGAGUUGGAAGCAAACGGAGCUACGGUGAUCAACCAUAAAUCUAGUCCGCAUGGAAUGCUUUUCGACCUUGUCAGCAUGAUGGCCACCAUGUUCAAUUAUCAGCCCCGGUACUGCAUCAUGCGAACGUUGUGCGAGUCCCGGCAUCUGCUGGCUCCGCCCGGCUUAACGCUCUUCCACGAUAUCCUCCGCAUCAUGCUGCGUUACGUGCAUCCGGAGAUUGCACAUAAACCGAAAUAUCGGGAGGCCUUCACCGCCGGCCAUUCACUGCAUGAAUGCGCCAACCUCUACGGGCCCCACUGUCGGCAGAGUUUUUUGCUCCUCGUCACCGAACGGUUUCGGGGGAAAUAUGUGCAUUGA
Messenger RNA from Drosophila bipectinata, 984 nucleotides. RefSeq lists its product as uncharacterized. The record is from RefSeq and is a predicted model, not a curated record. NCBI's taxonomy places the organism in Eukaryota, Metazoa, Arthropoda, Insecta, Diptera, Drosophilidae.